GUGUGGUUGCACUGCGUUGUUUAUAUCAGUACCAACACAAUCCCGUAAGAAUUGGUUGUGGGAAAUAAGCAUGGAAGCUAAGUUAAAGAAAGAGCUGGGGACAGCCAUGCUGAGGCCAGCUGGUCAUGCGGGAGGUGGAUGUAUCAGCGAGGGCCAGAGUUACGACACUGACCAUGGGAAAGUGUUUGUGAAGAUAAAUCACAAGAACGAGGCGAAAUUGAUGUUUGAUGGGGAGAUGGCCAGUUUGGAAGCCAUUUUACAGACAGAAACUGUGAGAGUCCCCAAGCCUUUGAAGGUGAUUGAACUUGACACAGGAGGCUGUGCAUUUGUGAUGGAACAUCUGGACAUGAGAGGUCUUAGCAAGUACUCAAGGCACCUUGGAGAGCAGCUGGCAGAUAUGCAUCUUCACAACAAGAGAAAGUUGGAAAAAGUUAAUAAAGAGCAGCAGACAAUAGGAAAAGGAGCUGGACAAUCGGACGUUGUUGAAAAAUUUGGCUUCGGUGUACAGACAUGCUGUGGAUAUCUACCACAGAACAAUGAGUGGCAGGACGACUGGGUGACAUUUUUUUCAAGGCAGAGGCUGCAGCACCAGCUUAACUUGGUGGAGAAAUCCUAUGGAGACAGAGAAGCCAGAGAACUAUGGGCCAGGCUACAGCUGAAGAUCUCUCAGUUUUUCACAGAUGUGGAAAUUGUCCCUGCUCUGCUGCAUGGAGACUUAUGGGGAGGCAACGUGGCAGAGUGUGCAGACGGCCCUGUCAUCUUUGACCCAUCCUCUUUCUAUGGCCAUUCAGAGUUUGAGCUGGGUAUUGCGGGGAUGUUUGGAGGCUUCAACAGGUCUUUUUACUCUGCUUACCAUGAAAAGAUACCUAAAGCACCGGGCUUUGCACAGAGAAACCAGCUUUACCAGCUUUACAAUUAUCUCAAUCACUGGAACCACUUUGGUGGUGGCUACAGGGGCUCUUCAUUAAGUGUUAUGAGGAGCCUGCUGAAAUAAUCACACUAACUUGUAGAACGCUUCACAGUCUUAAGCUCAAACCAAGUGUUAUGUCUAUAUUGACAAAUGCUUAUCUGACCAAAAAUAGUGUGGCUAACCACUGAAAGACGAAAAGUGACAUUAUAACAUUGUUAUGUGUGUAGACAAUACGCACUGAGCAUAACAGAGUAAUGCUGCCCUGCCUGCUACACCUAUAACAACCUGCUUCCAAAAUGUAAAAAUAACAGAAUCUGCAUCUUUCAAUUCCUAUCUUGAAUUGUAUAUUUGAAGGAGAAUGUUUGUAUGAAUAAUCUGUAAGUAUUUUUAAAUUCUUUAUUUUCUGCACUGACUUGUGUAUAUGUUUGCAAACAUAAAUUUUAACAUGCAGUCCUCUUUAAGAAGGAAGGGUGUACCACACACCAAAAAAACUGAGCUCUGGACCAACUUAAGACACCUUGCAUUGCAGCUGUUCUUAGUUUAUGUUGCUUUUCAGUUAAAAGAACAAAUACCAAAGGUUUGAAGAUGGUCUGAACCUGAGUAUGCUUUGGUAUACUGUGAAGAAUUUAUUUUUUUUAAUUAUUUUUUCAUUGCUUGCAUUUGACCAGCACCACACUAAAGUGUACUGCUUCGCAAAGGAUAUCAGAUUUUUCCCAGUGAUAUGAUACUUUAUAUUUUCUCUACAUAAUACCAGACUUAAUGUUGAUGUCAAGCAGACUGAAACACUAAAUGCACUUACAAGAACUUGCUGUGUUUUAAUUAAUCCUUGCAAUACUCCAUAUCCACUGCUAAGCCAACAAUAAAUCCUGCAAGAGACUAAAAUGUUUGUCCUAACCUGCUGUAUUUGUUAUCUAUCUGGUAGAAAACAGUAGUGAAUCACACUUAAGACCUCCAGCAUCAUAAAUACCUCGUAACCCUUCUUAGUGACUCUUUGACCUUCUGCCACCAGAAUAAACAGAAGCUUCUUCUCCCAGUUUGUUGUGCACAUGCAACCUAGUAAAAUAAACAUACACAUAUAAAUCUA
This is a messenger RNA of Plectropomus leopardus (leopard coralgrouper), 1994 nucleotides long. RefSeq names its product fructosamine 3 kinase related protein (gene fn3krp). The record is from RefSeq and is a predicted model, not a curated record. NCBI's taxonomy places the organism in Eukaryota, Metazoa, Chordata, Actinopteri, Perciformes, Serranidae.